AAUUGAAAAUAAACUUAUUAUUUGAAACUGAAUAGACAACAAUUACACAAAAAUUACAACCGAGAUGGCAAGCAUGGCAUUCACUACCUCUCUCACAAGGCUCCAAUCCACCAUCAAAUUAGCAAUCAUCUUUCGCAACCCUAAGUCAUCUAUUUUUGCUUCACCAAAACCUGCUCAGGUAAGGAGAAUUUCGUCUAAAUUUGAUGGCGCGGCCAAUAAAGGCUGCGACGUUGCCAAGAAGGGCGUCGAUGCGGCCAAGAAAGGUGCCGAUGAAAUGAAGAAAGAGGCUUUUGCAGCUGCAGAUAGUGCCGGUCAAAAGGCGGGCAAUGUCGCCGGAAAGAUGUCGGGGACGGCCCAAGACGCGGCGAACAAAGUGAAGGGCGCAGCACAGGAGGCGGCCGGAAAAGUGCAGCAGACAGCAGAGGGCGCGUGGGGCACCGUCAAGGACACCACCCAGAAGAUGAAGGACACGGUGGUCGGGAAGGCCGAUGCCUCCGCCGACUCUGCUAAAGCCGCCGUCAGAGAUGGGGCGGCCAAAGUCGACCGCGCCGUCAACUCUAAGAAAUGAAACCAAACUCUACUAUGACUAUUAUUGCUAUUUUUAUUUCGAAUUUGAUCUAUAUUUUCCAUCUCCAAAUUAAAUCAUGGAUAUAUAGGGAAUAAUCUCGGCCACAAUGAAUUUGGUGGCUGAGAUAAAGCAUAGGAAUUAAUUAUUGAUAGGUAUAUACGUCAAAUGUUAGUAAAUGUAGAUAAUUAAUUAUUGGUGUUUUCUAUGUAUAAUUCGAUGGGUGUCAAUACACUAUCGAUAUGUUUGUAAAAAGUUAUAGUAAUUAUUAUAUUUAGUGUUUAAAUGAAA
This is a messenger RNA of Salvia miltiorrhiza (redroot sage), 856 nucleotides long. RefSeq lists its product as uncharacterized. NCBI's taxonomy places the organism in Eukaryota, Viridiplantae, Streptophyta, Magnoliopsida, Lamiales, Lamiaceae. Bases 65 to 568 code for a protein of 167 amino acids. The transcript is spliced from 3 exons. The record is from RefSeq and is a predicted model, not a curated record.